Molecule: messenger RNA, 870 nt
Organism: Penicillium soppii
Lineage: Eukaryota; Fungi; Ascomycota; Eurotiomycetes; Eurotiales; Aspergillaceae
Product: PICOT family protein
Exons: 2
Coding region: 1-870 (289 amino acids)
Molecular function (GO): 2 iron, 2 sulfur cluster binding
Source: RefSeq, a predicted model, not a curated record
AUGUCGGCGCUCACCGAAAUCACAUCCGAGGCGGACUUCUCGUCGCACCUUUCCUCCAUCUCUCCUUCUGCAUUGGUUGUGCUUUACUUCCAUACCCCAUGGGCUGCUCCUUGCGCUCAAAUGGGCGCUGUGCUUGCGGCCCUCGCUUCACAGUACCCCGCCACUGCCCCGCCAACCAUCUCGUUUGUCAGCAUCAACGCCGAAGAGCUGCCCGAUAUCUCCGAGGAAUAUGAUGUCUCUGCCGUGCCCUUCGUCGUGUGUCUACGCAGUGGUCAAAUCUUGGAGUCGAUCAGUGGAAGUGACGCAAUCAAAGUGCGCGAUGCGGUCGAGCGUCACGCGGGUCGUGGAAACAUCGCGGGCGGUGAUGCGAUGGACGGCGUGAGAGCUAAUAUUCCCCCACCACUAUCUGCUGUGCCUCGCGAGGAUGGUCCGAUCACUGCUACUCAUGCUCCCGUAACUGCUUCUCACGCCCCUCCCCCCGACGCAGCUAACGCGACCGCCGUCGCAUCUGUUCCCGCCCUGACCCCCGAACAAUCUCGUGAGGCCUUGUUUGCUCGUCUGGAACAACUGGUCAAGGCAGCAAAUGUCAUGCUGUUCAUGAAAGGAACGCCCAGCAGCCCGCAAUGUGGAUUCAGUCGGCAGCUGGUUGGUAUCCUCCGCGAGCGUAGUGUCAAGUACGGCUUCUUCAAUAUUUUGGCCGAUGAGGAUGUACGUCAGGGCUUGAAGGAGUAUGCUGAAUGGCCUACUUUCCCUCAAUUAUGGGUAAAUGGGGAGUUAGUUGGUGGUUUGGACAUUGUCCGUGAAGAAAUUAACAACGACCCCGAGUUUCUUAAUGAGUUCUCAGUCAACAAGCCUACCGCAGCCAAUUGA